AUGAUUGGAAUCAAAUAUCAUAUCACUCUUUCAUCCAAUCUGCUCGUGAUUUGCUACCUAAAAGCUCAAAAAUGCGUUGUUACCUCGUUGUUAUCAGCAAAUAUAAUUAAUAUUGCGAUGGGUGUUUUUCGUGUGACAAUAUAUGGCAUUAUGGCUGGUGUCUUCUUGUAUGCGCUUGGUUAUGAUAUCCUUUAUAUGCCACGGGUUGGACAUACCUGGUGGAUUUACAAACUUGUUAUGCUAACAAUGAGCAAUUUGGAGUUUUACAAAUUCUUCUCAUUUUUGAACAAAGAGUGGGAAAAAUUUUUGAAAAAGUUAUGCAGCAAUACUAAAAGACUUUAG
Messenger RNA from Loa loa (African eye worm), 342 nucleotides. RefSeq lists its product as hypothetical. The transcript has 4 exons. The coding region runs from base 1 to 342 and encodes 113 amino acids. The record is from RefSeq and is a predicted model, not a curated record. Lineage: Eukaryota; Metazoa; Nematoda; Chromadorea; Rhabditida; Onchocercidae.